GUUUCCCGAAACGCUAUUUUCUGAAUGACACAGGGGGCAUGGAUGGUCUUUCAUGAAAAGUUUAAGCGUCCUUAUACCAUGCUAAAUCUCAUUCGUAAGUACACGCGAAACAUCUACAGUUAUUCUGUUAGAAAGAUGCUUGUGAGAAAGACUUGUGGGAAAGGAGGUUGAGAUUCUGUAGGAUGACUGCCCGGGUUAUAAAUAAGGAAUAUAAAGGGGUUAUAUUUAAAUAAGGUUUAUUUAAUAAAUGGUGUAAUGAGGAUCAUAAAAGGGGCUUCUUUUGGCAUUUUUACGAGCGAAUUGCUGCUCCAAUGCUGUAGUCGCAGUAAUACCGACACGGCGCUGUCCGCGAUCAUUUUAUAUGUGCUGGGGUGAAAGCUGGGUUCCGUUUCAUGCCCACCCCUUUUAUUCUCUGCCUGUCCAGAUCGCUCAGUCUAAGCCGCAGUAUUGAUGCUGCGGAGCAUUCCUUUGUGAAGGCUCUUGGGCGUGAGUGAGAAAAAGAAAAUGCAGCAGCUUGUCUGCCACAGAGCCUGGUUGCGGCUGGUCGCUCUGCAACCCACAGUCCAGGGCCUGUCCCACAGCCCGGUGGCCCCCAGGCCCUGGACUGGGAAAGGGGGUCCCAGCCUGUGCUACGUCAGCACAUCAGAGGUAGCCAGAGCAGCGUCACCAACACAGGAGAGGAAGGACAUCCCAGAGCAGCCUGGCGACUCGGAUCCCCUUCAGGACAAGUCCAUCGGGCUGGUCCACCGCUUCCAGAAAAUGCUGAAACAGUAUGGGAAAGUCAUGAUCCCUGUGCAUCUGGUGACGUCUUCUCUGUGGUUUGGGGCUUUCUACUACACCGCCAUGAAGGGUGUGAAUGUGGUCCCGUUUCUCGAGUACAUCGGCCUCCCAGACAAACUCGUUGACCUCAUGGAAAAAUCUCAGAGCGGAUAUGCAAUUACCGCCUAUGCCAUGUACAAGAUCGCCACUCCAGCCAGGUACACCGUCACGCUGGCUGGGACCUCCCUCUCUGUGAAAUACCUCCGCAAGCAUGGCUACAUGUCGACCCCACCCCCAGUCAAGGAGUACAUACAGGACAAGAUGGAGGAGACCCGGGAGCGAUUUUCAGAAAAAAUGGAGGAAACCAAGGAGAGGAUUUCCGGGAGAAUGGAGGAGACGAAGGACAAGUUCUCAGAGAAGCUGCAGCAGACCAAAGACAAGGUGUCUUUCCGGAAGAAAGAUCAGGGACCCUAAACUUUGAUUUUAAUAUGAGUCUCCAGCGGGGGCGCAGUGACCCCAGCGUCCUGCUUGUGUUCCCAUCUCAGUCCUAGGAGCUCAAUUAAAGCUGCACUUAUCAUCUGCGAUUGUAAAAAGAAACACGCAAAAGAAACAUAAUAGAUGUCAGCGUUAUUAGAAGGGGGAAAAUGUAAACAUCAACUCAAAGGUCGGUGGGCUGAUUUAAUCCUGGGUCAGACUGCGCUGUGUGGUAACAGUCGUAUUUCUCUGUGUCCAUCUUUUAAAUGUUGUUCUGUGUACAUCGUUGUCGUUUUCUAUCCAUCGCUGAUAACAUCAUGAUCGUCGUGGAGUGGAUCGCAGGGUGUCAUUUUGUUUUUACUUUAGUUACACUAGAGUGCUUUGAAGUCUACGGAGUACCUCUUGUCCCGGUGAAGCCAUGUCAUUACCGUGUCCUCGCAGGGCGAUCAGGAGCUACCUCCCGUCAGCGGCUGAGGCUGGCAUUCUGGAGUGACUUUGACAGUGACUGUCCUGCAUGAUGGGCAGUAUAUAUGUCAGACAUGUCCGUUUGCACACGCAUGUUUAAUGUGCUGGCUGAGAAUGAAGGAUCAAUUAAAUCCGCUCUGCGACUGGCUAAAUCA
Messenger RNA from Brienomyrus brachyistius, 1853 nucleotides. It is a transcript of the gene mims1a, whose product is annotated as family with sequence similarity 210 member Aa. Bases 505 to 1233 code for a protein of 242 amino acids. The transcript has 4 exons. NCBI's taxonomy places the organism in Eukaryota, Metazoa, Chordata, Actinopteri, Osteoglossiformes, Mormyridae. Gene Ontology annotation, cellular component: mitochondrion. The record is from RefSeq and is a predicted model, not a curated record.